UUGACGUGAAUGAAAAUAGUAUGGAGCAGACAAUUAAUAAAAUCCGACGUUGUCUGAUGCGCUUUCAAUAAAAAAAGACUUUUAAUUUAAAUCAAAUUACUACUGAGUAACACACCAAAAUUGUCUGUUGUGCAAGCUGUUAUUGAAAAUGUGAAUAUUGUUUGUGAAUCGAUCGGAAAAUUUAUUUUCAUUUGUGUGCAAAGUGACCCCAUUCGUUUCCGUCAAUGUGUUGCAGAGCAUGUGAUUAAGAUUAAAAAAUCAAUAAAUUUGGUUACAUCAUAAUAAUUACGUAUUCAGGUGUUAAACACAUCUUUCAUUUGUGCCAAACUGUUAAAACGAAUUGUUAUAAUGAAUGUCUUUAAUGAAUUUCAUUUCAUGAAUGAAUGAAGUAAAAAAAAUAUCAACAAAAACAACGGAAAGCGAAAAAUUUUCGGGUCAAAAUAUCGAAUCAUUCGGUUGAGAGUUUUUGUUUUGUUUUCUGUUUUUCUGAUACCAGAGAAUUGUUAUUAAGUGUUUUGGGAUGUGCGAGCAUUAUCGUUUCGCAAUUCGAUAGUGAACGGCCGAUCUAUUGUUAUGCUGAGUAUUUACUAGACAUUACUUACAUCUAAGAACGGAAAAUCUUCAGGCAGACAAAAUGACAGUGGAUUUUAAUGACUAUUUUUGGGGUGACAAAAACAAUGGAUUCGACGUGUUGUAUCACAACAUGAAAUACGGACUAGUGGCGAGCAAAGAAUUAUCGGAUUUCUUUCGCGAGAAGUCAAACAUUGAAGAGCACAACUCAAAGUUAAUGACAAAAUUGGCUAACAAAGCCGGUUCUGGAUGUGUUAAUGGGACAUUUGCACCGAUUUGGGUGGUGCUGAAAUCAUCGGCCGAUCGACUAGCAUCGUUGCACUUACAAAUGGUGCAAAAGAUAUCAGAGCUGGUUAAGGAUGUGGCGAAAUAUGCAGAUGAAUUGCAUAAAAAGCAUAAAACGGUGAAAGAGGAAGAGUCUAGCACACUGGAAGUGGUACAGGCAAUGCAGUCGUCAACGGUUGCCGUUCAAAAAUCAAAAGAUUUGUACAAUAGUAAAAUGUUGGAAUUUGAGAAGCUGAAGAAGGAUAAUGCGUCGACAAAAGAUUUAGAAAAGGCGGAAACGAAGCUGAAGAAACAGCAGGACGACUACAAAGCUUUGUUGGAAAAGCAUAACCCCGUUAAGAUGGAAUUUGAACGUAGGAUGAAUAUCACGUGCAAGAAAUUUCAAGAUAUUGAGGAUAGUCAUUUGAAGCAAAUGAAAGAGUUCCUGUCGACGUACAUUGAGCUUUUACAGAACAAUCACGAUAUGGUGGGACAAGUUCAUUCCGAAUUUAAGCGGCAGUUUUUAGAAAUGACCGUCGAUAAACUCUUAGAACAAUUUGUUUUAAGUAAAUACACAGGCCUUGAGAAACCAGAAAUUGUUGAGCUUGAUUUGGCUAAUUGGUCAAGUGCAACCAAUCUAAAUGCAACCACUACCACUCAAUCAAACAACACUACUCAACCUCAUCAAUCGGCUAACAUAACACUAAACUCAUCCGAUUUGCCUGGUUCGCCAGCCACAACCAAUUCAACAACCACGAAAAGAGAACCCUAUCUGAGAAAUUGGUUCCUAACAUCCUCCUCAUCAUCAUCGUCGUCAGCUGCUACAGCACAGCAGCAACAACAUCUGACACCGGUACCAACGACCACCACACCGAUUCCCAUUGUCAGUUUGUCGUCAGCGAACGACACAAAAUCGGAUUCCGUCGAUGUAACGCCAAAUCAGUCACCACAGCAAAGUGUUCAUCCAUCGGUACCAAGUACGCAUUACCAUCAAACGAAUAAUGGCGAAAGCAUUGACAAAGUAAAUAAUAAACCGUCGGCUGCGCAACCGCAACAGCAUCAACAAAAAUCUUCCCGCCGCACUACUUCCCUUCUAAAUCUCUUCAUGUCUAAUUCUCAGGGAAGUCGUGAGAGUCGUGGUAGCCGUGACUCUUCGUCCAUAGAAGUAUUAUCAGCUCCGACAAGUCCCAGUGACCAUAACCAAACAAAUUCACAAAUCGGCCGGAAUCCUUUAAGAGGAUCAAAAUUUUCAGCCAUAUUACGGAGCGGUAGAAAUAAAGCCAAAGUGAAAAAAGCCAAUAAAAAGAAGAAGGACGGCGUUGAAACAUCGAGCACAAAGGACGAAAAGACGUCAGUUGCCGAGGAGGUUACUGAAGAAAAUAAAGUAGAGGAAACACCUGUCGUAUCAUUGAAGUCCAGCACGCCUUUAGCACCGACUGCUACCCCAGAUGUAGAUGAAGACGGUUACAGUAUUCAGCCGAAGGAACCGCAAUGGGAAACUGUGGCUAGUAAAAAAGAAAUCUUCUAUUCCGACUCGGACAGUGAUUCCGAACACGAUGAACAAGAAAGAAAAAUUCGAGUGGAAAUUAAACCGCUCAACAAUGGAAUUGCUCCAAUUUCUGCUAGCGUAGAUGAGUUGCGAGCAACAGUGGAAAGUUUGUCAUUGUCGCCAUUGGGAGGAGCUCUAUCGGCACGUCAUGGUUCAAAUUCUGAAAGCGAUUCGUUUAUGAAACGCUCUCACUCUGUGUCCCAGCAAUUCAGCGAUAAACCGAGUAACGAUUUACUGGGCCUUAAUUUGUUUCAGCAACACCAAAGUCCCGGUGCAUCAAAUGCAUCGACGCCCACAGCUUCACAUCCGUACGCACCGUUACAAAGUCCUACAUUAUCUGUGUCCAAUACUUCAAGAUACGCUGAUUUGGGCGACAUAUUUUCGGAAGUGGGUGAAAUCAGUGCCUCCGCUCCAGCAUCAGCGAAUCUUAGCAAAUCGGGCCGACAAAUACCAACGCCGACAUCAGCCAACAGCAUUGCCAUACCCCGUCCACCAUCUAGGCGUGAAGCUGCUGUUAGAGGCCGUGUAAGUCCAUCAACAAUAUCUCGUGCAGAUAGUGUUGGCAGCCUAGAGUUUCGUACAGCGAGCAUUGGCAUUGGCUCGUCGAGAGGGCCAUCGCCGUUAACGAUUGGAAUGAGCGAUACAGUACCGUUGGCUGUCGCAUUUCACGAGAUAGUGCAUGCCUAUUUUAAUUUUCCAUCAAUCUCUAGGGGCAGUGAUGAAUCUCGGUGCCAGGUGAAGAUGUCGGGCGAUAUGAUGUUGUCUUUUCCGGCUGGUAUUGUCAGUGUAUUAGCGAAUAAUCCGAAUCCGGCGAAAUUAGGCUUCCGCAUCAAAAAUACUCAAAAUUUGGAAAAUGUCUUACCGAACAAACAACUUGUCACAAUUGAUCAACUGCAGUCGACUAGUUUAAGCACCGUUCUUGAAUUCAACAUGCCUGCAUUGACAUCGUUAUUGCGCCGUCAGUCCGAACAAAAUCCCACUGCGUCCUACUUCAACGUUGACAUUCUCAAAUAUCAAGUCAAAUCAAAAUCGGGUGCGUUAUCAUGCCCAUUUCAGCUGGUGUGCUAUUGGAAGUGUGAACCGACCCACACCGACAUAAAAAUCGACUACAAAUACAACAGUCAUGCGAUGGCAGCCCCGUCACCGUUGCUUAACGUUUCCAUAUCGGUGCCGGUUGAUGGUGGUGUGAAAAAUGUACAAUCGAAACCGUUUUCCGCUUGGCUGGGCGAAUCGAACCGUUUGGUCUGGAAUUUCACGGACAUUUCGCAACAUUCUGAUAACAAUGGCGUUGGAACGUUGAGAGCCCGACUGGAUGUGGCCAAUGGUCCGUCGAAUCCGUCGAUGUUAACCACACAAUUCAAUUGUGAAGGUACAACUCUAUCUGGUAUCGAAUUUGAAUUGGUCGGUGCUGGGUAUCGACUGUCUUUGGUGAAGAGGAGAUUUGUAUCUGGAAAAUACAUCUGCGAAGGGGACGGUAUUCGGAACAUGACAACGCCAACGCCACCCAGCUCCAGCUCACCAAGUCCAUACAAUCGUACUGGUUAGCCGCAUGCAUUAUAAAAUCAAUUUAGAGCAUAAAAUUAACAAUUGAAUACAAUUCGCAACAAUGAACUUGUUUUUAACAAGAAAAAAAACUAAAUUAAAAAUAAAGGGAACGUGAACCACCUAAUUAAUCACGUUGAUCAGUUAACGAAACA
Molecule: messenger RNA, 4080 nt
Organism: Bradysia coprophila
Lineage: Eukaryota; Metazoa; Arthropoda; Insecta; Diptera; Sciaridae
Product: F-BAR domain only protein 2
Biological process (GO): clathrin coat assembly; clathrin-dependent endocytosis
Cellular component (GO): cytoplasm; plasma membrane; clathrin-coated pit
Source: RefSeq, a predicted model, not a curated record